UCAGGAGGGACGGCGGGCGGGUGCACCUGGGCUCUGGGUUGGGAUACGAACCAAAAUAUCAGGUUUUGUUGUAUUUGAACGAACUCUGCCGGACGGUGAAGAACCCUCGAUACCAAAAAUGUUGUCCAGGAUGCAAACUCUGGGGAAUUUGUUCGCUCUUCUCUCGCUCCUCUGCUGUGUUCAUGCAGAUGUGGUGGAACGCUUCGAGGAUGUGCCAGAAUGCGUGAAGUACUUCUAUAAAGAGAAGGUGCCAGAGUGGGGGGCUUCUGCACCCGGUGCUGCACGUCUCUGUCAUCGCUUCAGCAACAGGUACCACUUCGCCACCCUGUAUGACACUAACCACCGUAUCGCCGUCUACGCUGCCUAUAAAUUCCAGCCGAGCAACGGGGGGGGCAGGGAGAAAAGGUGGUUUGUAGAGCCUCAGUAUUUGAGCCGGAGUGACAGUCAGUUUAAAGCUGAAGGUGUCGCUGCCUUACAGCUGGUGGACAUGUCCUGGCAAGCCGAGAUGAAGGAAGGCUACUGGCUGGGGAAGGACCACCCGGGGGUCUACCAAGGGGAGAGACAGGCCCUGAACGAGGACUACACGCACUCUGGCUUCGACCGUGGUCACCUCAACCCCAACGGACACCACGCGGUCCCUAGCCGCAACGCCACGUUCACCCUGACCAACGUGGUUCCUCAGAACCCCAAGCUGAACCAGGACGCCUGGAGGAUCCACGAGUCCCGGCUCGCCGACCUCUUCCGGGACACGUGCUCCGAGGCCUUCGUGCUGGUCGGCGCUGUCCCCUCGGCGGGCGACUGGAUCGUUAAAAACAACGUGAGACGGGUGAACAUCCUGGAGUACCUGUGGAACGCCUACUGCUGCGUGGACAACAAUGGCGUACCCGUUCAGAGCGGCGGCGCCACGGCGAGGAACACCGGGGCCAACCGGGUGGAGCAGCUCUCACUGGACGAACUGGGAGAGUUCCUCCAGCAGUUCUCCAACUCGCCAGUGGGGGCGCUGUUUUACAACAACUGCAGGGCGUGAGGGGCGACAAAAGAAUGACGUAAACCGACCAAUACAUUCCUUUUUAUUCUUCUCAUUUAAUUUAAUCAAAGAUGGAUGAAUUGAAGAAAAUAAAUGAAUUAUUUGUAUUUUUUUUAUUGAAAUCGAAGGCAAGGUGUGUACAAGGCCUGUAUCAGAAAAUCAUCUACUUCAAUAUAUUGAUCCACUUAGAGAAAUGCAACAAAAAGAUCAACCAACUCAUUCUUAAUAUGUAAAGAAAACACACACAGAAACAGGAAUCAAUGUUUAAGCACAUAGAGUAGCACCUUCAUAGCAAAUUAUCAAUGAAAAGAACAGUGAACAGAUUCACUAAAGAAACAUCUAAAUUAGG
Pungitius pungitius (ninespine stickleback) is the source of this 1376-nucleotide messenger RNA. Its product is annotated as endonuclease domain-containing 1 protein-like. Gene Ontology annotation, molecular function: metal ion binding; nucleic acid binding; hydrolase activity. The record is from RefSeq and is a predicted model, not a curated record. The coding region runs from base 119 to 1027 and encodes 302 amino acids. NCBI's taxonomy places the organism in Eukaryota, Metazoa, Chordata, Actinopteri, Perciformes, Gasterosteidae. The transcript is spliced from 5 exons.